Molecule: messenger RNA, 1242 nt
Organism: Penicillium arizonense
Lineage: Eukaryota; Fungi; Ascomycota; Eurotiomycetes; Eurotiales; Aspergillaceae
Exons: 2
Coding region: 1-1242 (413 amino acids)
Source: RefSeq, a predicted model, not a curated record
AUGCCCGCUCUUGAUUCAAGUCUAGGACCAGUUUGUGGGACGCUAUUCAACCGUAUCCGGGCCCUUGGGCUCGACGAGGCUACGGACAGGAAAUAUGAGCAAGCUAUCCAAGCCCUACAAUCAGUUAUGACCGUUGUGGAGGAGGAAGACUUGAGAGGCCAUGACAUAGAUGCUCUGGUGGCAUGGCCGGUUCUUGUUCCUCGUGAAUACAUUGAUCUAGUUGCAGAGAGAAAAGGAGAAGCUUUGGUUAUUUUGGCAUAUUUUGGCGCCCUUAUUGAUACGCAACGACAUGAGUGGGUCCCUCAGUAUUCACCUUCUACACUGAAACGCACUUAUCAUCGUCAAAGAACCGGUGCAAAUCCGCAAAUUUCCCACUUUCACAUUUAUAGUGAAAUCCAUCGUCAUCCCUUCAUCUUCCACUUUGCAAGGUCUUCUACAAACAUCGACAUUUGCCGCCCUCCCCCGAUCUAUAUGCAAGGUAUUGCCCGCAUGGAUCCUAGCACCUACGUCCUCAUUGGAGGGUUUGCUGUUCCAAAAUUAAAAGGCACCUCGAACUAUUCCACGUGGAUCGGUAAGCUGGAACUUGCCAUGCGCUUCGCGUUUUCCGAUCACUGGUCCAUCGCCACUGGAGAAAAGCUCCGGCCUUCCCACUACCAUGAAACUUUCGACGAAGACAUGCAGCUCAUCAGAAGCGUCCUUGCCCAAGAACGGUCCUUCCUUCCGCCAUUUGUGACCCAAAUCCAGAUGGAUCACCUCAUGGCGGGCUUGAACGAUAUCAGCGGAGAAGGCAGCAAUGCCAGUAUUGACCACGCAUGGUUGAUCAAAAGCACUACCGCCUACAAUGUCCUUCUCACGACUCUGGAUGCUAACCUUGCUUGUCCCUUCCGCGAAGGUGAGCCUGGAAAGGCCUUCGAACUGUUCACGUGGUUGCAGGACACCUACGGAAAAGGAAGUCUGCGAGCCCUGGUUGAAAAGUAUCAAUCUUGGCGAAGCAUCCACUAUGACGGUGGUGAUCGACGAUCUUUCAUCAAGCAGUUCGAGACAACCAGCCGGAAAUUGGCUGAGGUCAUCGGACAUCCUGUCGACAACGCCAUUGAAUUCUCCCGCUUCAUGGAUGCCAUCUCAGGCAACGAGGGAAGUCUCCUGAUUGCCGCUGAGCUAGGGAUGGAUCUUAAGAGCCCGUUCGCCAUGCAAAAGGUGUACCGAUGCUUUGAACAAGGCGUUGAAGCUGGCAUGGUGUGA